CAACUAGGGAAAUGAAGGGUUUAAGGUGAAUUCUUCAUCAUUUUUAAGUAAUAGCACAAAUUUUAGAAUAUUAAGCAUUUUUGACCUUUUCACUUAGAUUUUCUAGUUUCUUUUAUAUAUUAGGAAAAUUCUAUCAAGCAAAAGCUGCCCACAAAUAAAAAAUUUCUCGUCAGAAGCUUAUAAAGAUAUAAAAACAGAUCUGGAUUCAAUGAAAUAAGUACUCAGAGUUCAUAAUAAAGAAGCUGAAAUCAAACAAGUCAAAACAGUCAAAUUCCAAAGACGAACUAUUUCGUACCAAAAGUCUUGAAGAGGAAGGGUCUAAUUAUUCCCAAAUUUCUAUGCAAUGAUUCUUAAAAGUGGUAGAUUUCUGUUGCCUUCUUGAGCAUGCUUCGGAGGACCAGUUCGAUGAAAUCAUAGAUAAUAACUCUAAAUUAUUGCAUAACCAGUCAAUAUUGCAGACAGCAAUAGAUCAUUGUCUUAAAAUUAAAAGUCAUUAUUGCACAGAAUUUCCUGUUUUAGAUAUCAGAACUCUUAGUAGAGUAAUCAAGGGCUGCACCAAUUAUGAAGAUAGUGUUUCAUUCAAAAUUUCUUCACCUUUAAGUUCCAAGAAGUUGGCUAAAAGUAAUCGAAAAUAGGAAAUUUGAGAUCAAGCCGCCUUCACCACAAUUGUUAUCAGAUUGCCCAAAGAUAUUGAAGUUGAUCCUACAGAACUCUUGAGUCCUGAAGUACGCAGAUCAGUACGAGAAUAUCCAUGAUAUCUUGAGGUUAUAUUACAAAGAAAUGGACUCAGAAAGCCAAGAAUCUACAUCUGAUGGCAUUCUUAGCGAUGACCUCAAUAUUGGGUUCAUGCCAAAGGAAGAGACUAAGACACCUGCUAAAAGAAAAAGCUCUGAGUUUUAUACAGAGGAAAUGGCUGAAGAAAAUAAGUUCACUGACCUCAAUUCAGUGUUCAACCUUAAUCAAGCUAGGGCUAGCAACAAGCCAAGGCUCAAGUUUCGAGAUAAGCAAGCAAUUAAGAGGAUGGGUACUAUGAAAAGGCAGAAAAUCAAGAAUAUCUUGUCGAAUAGCCACUUUUUGCAAGGCCUUAAGUCCUUUGAUCUUCAUAUUUUGAAUAUGAAAGAAUCAAAGACAAAAUAUUUACAAGAAAAGGACAUAAUCGAGAUAGCAGUCAUUAUUUGUUUCUUUACACCUGAACAAAUUUGAGAGUUAUGAUCCCUCAUUUUCUUCUGGAAGGGUCCAGAGCUUUCAAGUCUAGAUACCAGAUUUCCACUUUCGUUAUACAAGUUGCUAUUAUUCUAUGAAGAAUUGGAAGCGUUUCAAUUACUCUACUCAAAAGAAUCAAAUGAUAGAUUAAAGAAAAUAAUAAUUUUGAAGUCUUUCUCAUACUCACUGCUAAUUUCAAACCCGCUCAUAGCAAUUUAUCUUCGCAAUAUUUAUCCAGACGAACUUUAUUCGAACAAGUCUGAAUGAAUUGAUGCUAUUCUUACAUACCUCAAUGAAUUUACAGAGCUUAAUGGAAGUACAAUCUAUAGAAGAGUAAAGCACUUGGAGCAGUACCUCUACAUAAUAGAGAGGAUGAUCAGCUACUUCUCAUUCCAGCAGGGGAAAUAUCUUCUGAAUAUAUUUGAAACGCUCAUCGAUGUUGGCGAGAUCGACCUUUCAAGAAUCCUGAAGGCCCAGGGCUUGAAGAAGAUCAACCAUGACUGUAUAGAUAAGUACGAGAACAACUUCAUCGUCUAUUCCUCAGCCCCAAUGAAGGAAUGAGCUAUGAUAAUCUACAUCUGCAAACUUCUUGAGGGGUUUUAUGAGCAGCUGAAGCAUCCCACUUUGAAUGUUGUCGAGGUAUACUCAAAUAUGGUGGUCAAGAUUUUGGAUAAUACUCAAGCCCUCAGCCAAGUUUACACUAUGCUUACUGAUAAGUGAUUUAACAGGAAAGAAGUUGUGGAUAUCUUGUCCAUUUGUGACCUCCAGACUAUCCUGAAUCAUGAACAAGUAGCCAGAGUUGUCACUGAUUUUUGGGAUGGCCCCUAUGAAAAGGAGUUCUUUAUGAACCAAUCUACUGUAUAUAGGGAAGUCUAUGGCAUGUUCAUCGGAAGAAAGAAGUUUUUAGACUUUCAUCCAGAUAAUCAAUAUAAGUACUCCAUUGUAUGUUCCUGAAAGAAGAAAAUGAGUCCGAAAGAACGUAAAAUGUUAAAAUCUAGUCCGAAAAAGGCACAUUUCUUUCAUUUCAAUUGCUGGGAUCGAUCGCUCAUCACAAAGUAUACAGUUGAAGCUAUCUUUAUUCUCUGGACUUCCUACGUUCUCUACACUGAUAUCUCCACUGUGUUACAUCAUAGUGUGGAUAAUGAUAAAUAUAUUGUUCAGGCUGGCCAGAACAGAGAUAAUUAUGAUGGAGCCACUAAUCAACAGAUAAGAGAAGAACUAGAUCAGGAGUAUGACCAAAUCCAGGCCAAUCAAGAGGAACAGCUAAAAAUUUUGUACCAGCAGAUGACUUCAAUUCUUUUCUCUGGAUGGUGCCUCACAAUGUACUUGCUGAAGAACAUUCAUCAGUAUAUCUUUUUGAAGCUGACUUAUAAGAAUUCCAUCCUCUUGAUUACAGAGGUUAUUCUUGGGAUCAUAUUCAGUAUAUUUUUGGUCAGGUUCACUGUUUACUUCUUAAUAAUCCAGCCUAUGAAGGUGGACAUAAAUGAGAAGUAUUAUUACACAAAAACCUUCUAUCAUAUUAACUCUAUCGAUGAUUUCAGUGGAGCAAGUAUGACAUUUUCUGUGAUUGUAUGAGUUCAAUUGAUCAGAGCAUUCCAAGUUCUCAAAGCAUCUAGAACUUUUGGGCCAAUGGUUCAGAUCUUGGUGUAUAUGAUUAAUCAGAUUUGAAUAUUCUUGGUACUAGAGGCUACUUUAUCAUUGAUUUUUGUAUUUACAUUCAGAAUUCUGUUUUUCUCGAUCCCAGAGUUCCAGUCGUUCAGGACAACAUCUCUGACCUUAUUAUCCGCAUCUAUGAAUCAGUUUGAUCUUGAAAUCUUUAAGAAUUCAUCAUUUAGACUGAAUCCUUGGAUAGGAUAUCUCAUGACAAUUUUGUACAUUGUAGUGUCAGGGAUAAUUCUUCUUAACUUCUUGAUUGCCAUAAUCUCUAAUGUGUACAACAAGCUGACUAAGAUCAGUAUGGGAAUGUACUUACGCACACUGAUAGAUAUCAGGCAGGGACUGCAUAACAACGAGCAUUACUCAUGACUGGUUUCAGGGGUUACCCCCUGAAACCUGCUAGUGUUGGUAUUCCUCCCCUGUAUCUUGUGGUGUAGGGGAAGAAAAAUCAAUAAUGUGAUCCUUCAUUUAGAAUACCUGGUUGUACUCGGAAUGGGCUGAUACCUGUUUGCCCUAAUCCAGUUCUUCCUAUUUCCUAUUAGUUAUUUAGCUAUUUUAGUCAAUUUCUUCAGAGAUUUCUGAUACUAUCGUCGAAAAAAGAAAUCCAGAAUUGUAAUUUUGGUCGAUUUAAUAAUUUUUUUGCUCUUUGGAGUCCUUAUUUUGACAGUCCAAUGCUUUAUAGAUUUUUGGCAUUUCUUGUUUGAUUUGUAUACUGAUAAGCUAAUUGGAAAAUACGAUAAUGAGAAAAUUGGUCAUCAAGAGCUUGAUCAGGGCUAUAUAGAUCCAGAAUUCUAUGAUCUCUUCUUGAAAAUGCUCGAAAAAUACGAUACUCCUCAUGUUUCAAGCAAGAAGGUAGUAAGAGACCUAGGAGAGGUCCUCGAUCUAUACUCUCAACUGCGUAAACUAAUAUUCUAUGUGCCGCAGUCUGGGGGAACAAGUGAGUUCAAAAAUGUGAAAUCCGAUGACGAAAUGGAAAUGCUUCGGAAGUCAAUCUUGAGGACAAAAACUCCUGAAUAUGUUCUAAGGCAAUACAAUGUGCUCAAGUUAAUCAUUAACAACUGUUCGAUUCCUAACAAGAUAACAAGGCAAAACCAAUACAUGGUAAAGAACUUGAAGAAAGUGCAAGGCGACCAAAUUUUCUGUAGGAAGCUCUCCAUAAUGAGACUUGAGAGUACCAAUGAUAAAGACUUAGAACUCGAAUCUAUUACUGAUCGCACUUUCUACAUCUCUGAGUUCUUGGAUAUGGCCCGAGAUCUACAACAGAAGGAGAUCUUCUCAGAAAUUAUUUAUGCUAAUAAAUUUGACCGUGAUUUUGCAAGGAUUUGAACUAAAAGAGGCAGGAAAUACCAAAGCUCUCUUAUGAAGUCUCUAAAGAACACUAACUUACAAUUGGUUAACUCUAAAUACAGGCCUAAGGCACCUAGUUAUAAGCAACUGAUAGGGCUUAACCCAGCUAAGAACUAUACUGCAUUGAGCCAAUACAAGAAUCAGCAAUAA
Molecule: messenger RNA, 4356 nt
Organism: Moneuplotes crassus
Lineage: Eukaryota; Ciliophora; Spirotrichea; Euplotida; Euplotidae
Source: the annotation of a GenBank genome assembly